UUUUAUCUAUCACACACUCAUGUAACUUUCAAUAGCACUUGUCAUGCAUUGAUCCUCUUAGAUUUGAUCAAAUAAAAUAAAUAAAAUUAGAUUUUUGAAAAAACAAUUAAUGUUUUCUCUGAAGGAAAUUUUUUAGGACAUUGAUGGAUGGUUGAAGACAAAUUCAAAUUUGUGAGAGCAACUACUUAAAUUGGCAGAAGUAAGAUAGUUUCAAGUGAAUUACUCAAGUGUGUUCUUCUCACCGCUUCGCCUAUGUGCUUCCCAUGUCAUUUUCCAUGUGCUUUCAUUAACCUUUUCAUUUCUUAUAUACAUCCCUUUUUAGUAGUCCAUUCAAUUUAUAAUUUAUUUUAGUAACCAAGUGUCAUCAAAUUUCGAAUUUUGACGGGAAUGUUAUGAAGACGAUACAUUAUGGUGGGUGACUAUAAUGAUCAGGAUGACUUUUAAGAUUUUUAUAUGUUUCUUUUAACGUAUGCUAUUUGAUGAAAAUGGUAUAUUGUAAAUACCUUAAACUAUUAUAAUAAGUCCAUGCCAUAAUCUUGAAACAGUUAGAUGCAACCUAAUCAACAACAUUCUUUCUCCAAAAAAAAAAUUAAUCAACUAUAUAUAUUUUAUUUUAUUUUCUUACAAAAAAAACUAUAUAUUUUUAUACUUGUGAUUUGUGAUUUUGGAGAUGUUAUUAGUAGUAAAUAGUUAGGAGAGAAACAUUUUAGUUGGUGGUUUGCCUUUUUAUACUAUAUCAGUAUAUCAACAUGCAACUCACCAUCUCUCAAAGAGGUCACAGGGAAUGUCUUGCGACAUUUCUGACCUGGUUCGCGCCAUUAUCUGCCUUGGCAUAAUGGUAUCAGAGUCUAAUUCUCAGACUUGCGUUAUGAUAAAUCGAAUCCUUGUUUAUCAUUGAUUGUUUUAAGAAAUCUGGAAAACAUCUUCUCAUAAUGUCUACCUCAAACCCUACAUCCAUUGAUUCUCAGUUUGCAAUUUCUACUUUCCCUCGAAGUAAAAGCCGUUCUUCCUCUUCAAAAAUAGAUUUCCUAUAUGAAAUCGAAUAUGUUCCGGGCGACCAACUACCCGAAACAACCCUUUCCCUUGUAAACCCAUAUGAAUAUUUUACAAAAAAGCCUAGCGUCUUUUCAGUUAAAGGUGUUCGAGAUCUCAUAAAACCUUCAUCAAGUCGGAAAGUCAUGGAAUAUGUCCAGUCCAGCAAAUUCUCAUCUUGUCAGAUUCCAGCUACAGAAGAAGAGCAAUUCAUCUCUCUAAACAUCCCAGAAAACCUACCUAGGUUAUGGCAGCAACAAGGCUAUACUCAUCUUCACUUUGGUGUAGUACGAAUUGGGUUAACCUUACAUGCGAGAAAAGGUUUACCUGUCAUUGCUCGUAUAGCUUUAAUCGACUCUCGAUUAAAGUCCUACCAGCAAGCGUGCAUUGGAACGGUUCAGACAACAUUAAACGCAGGAACAAUAUUUAUAACAUUGUUUCCAAACUUUAAUGUUUCUUUACAAGACCCAAAUCUCUUAAAAACGCUUAAAGUUCAACUUCAACUGGUUGGAGCACCUAUGCAAGAAAAAAGUGUAGCAGCUACCUUGCAUCAUCAAAUAGUCUACCGGAUUCAGGACCACGCACUUGAUCUUGUACUUCCCUCGUCAGACGAAGCUCUAUACCUCGAAGUCACUUCAUCUUCUCAAGCGCCAAACUCGAUACAAAUCCCUCGACAAAUUUUUCGUGAAGAACUAUUGCGCCGACUGCCGGAGUCAUGGGUAACAAGUUACGAGAAGCUUCAUCAAGCUACCCAGUCACCCAUUCAAUCAUCUGAAGUCAGCUUUCACUCUCGAAAUGAUGGAACAACCGAAAUCAAAUUCGAAAAACCCCGAUCAUCUUUCCGAAAGCAGUUGUUCACUCAGUUCGCAAUACAGAUUGAUGAACGAAGCUUCCACGGUCCAGCAAAAGAACAAAAUCCAAAACCAAGUUCUUUUGAAAAAGAUGGAACUGUGAUAUAUCCUUACAUUGCUAAUUCAACGUUUGUUCAUGUGCUGCUUGUGAUGAAGCAAGCUACAGCUACGAAUCUGAUGAAGAUAUUCGCAUACGUCGAAGAAAAAAGAAGGACCCACUCUACAAAAGAUAUCUCGAAGGAGACACUUCUGUUGGUCCACUUGGUGAAGGAAAGUACGACUUUAUAGUUCAAUACUCUGAAGAGAAGGAUGAACCAAGGCAGCAAAUCAUGAUGAUCAACCCCAAGGACUUCCCGCCACAAGAAGAAUUUUUAAAGAACAAUGUUGCACAUUGUCCAAAAAUUCUUUCUCAAACCGUGGACUCAUCUGGUCCUAGCCAGUUAAGUCAAGCGGAGAAGGUUCUCAACUGGCAAACAGAAAAUUCACUGGCACAAAAUCAACUCUUAUCGACCAUAAAUCAUAAGGUUGAUCAAUUGGCAGAAGAAUACAAUAGCAGAUUACUCAGCCUCCAAAAAUCAAUCACUGAUAUACACGGACGACUAGGCAAUCUCCAUCAAGAAAUGAUGACCACGGCAAAACAAAUGAUGGCAAACACAACCCAAUUUCGCAACAAAGAAGCAGAGACAACUAGUCUUAAAUAUCAGUUACGAGAUCUCCAAAGAUGUCUAGAAAGCAUGGUUCAAAACCAGCAAGCUAAUACGUACUUUGAUCCCCUUGGUGGCACACCUUCAAGCAUACCAAUGUACCAAGGAUCCUACUCACCUGGCUUCCUUUUUGGUCAACAAACACAAAAAACAAGAUCUCCAGUUCCGAGCUUUCUGUCCUCUGAUGAAGUCUUUACAUCUCGUUAUGGUUCGACUUCAACCAACUAUCAUACCAAGACGACUCGAUCCAAGCCUCGACGCUCAAAAGAAUCGGAAUUUCAAGUCAACCCUAGUAAGAAACCGACUCUUACAUCUUCCUCCAGUCAUGAGUCAGUAGAAGACAGCAAAAAGAAAGAAAAUGACAUUGGAAUAAUCAAAUUUUCAAUGGCCAAUCUGCUCAAUAACCUUAGUGAAAUUCCGGAAUUGCCUGUUCAAAAGGAUCAACAACCCUUGUCUUCCAGACAGAUUACGAGAAUUAGUCACUAUUCAGACAUAAAUUCCAGUGACUAUGAGACCGAAUCAAAUGAUAGUUCCCUACCAAGACAAUUUGCAAUCGGAGAAGGGUCAAGUACUCCAAAGAAAGAACCAGAUAUCAACGAAGUCUAUUCCAGCGAUGAAGAGAUGAACUAUGCGCCUCCAAAUCAACCUCCAAAUCAAGAGAUUCCAACGAAGCAAUUUUCUUCAAAAAUUAUGGUGUUCACUUUUGAUGAUAUACCAUUUGAAAAGUGGAAUGAUCGUCUCGACGAGUUUCAUGCGUGGAUGAAUUCUGAAGCUAUCACAUCCCCUUUGCAAUUGGUGAUCCAGCAGUUCACAGCAAGACUAUCUGGUGCCCUUAAAGAAUGGUGGAAUUCACUUGGCGAAUAUAAACAGCAGCAAGUAUAUCAAACAACAAUACCAUUGCUUCUUGGAGAAAUCCAUAGAGAAUUCAUUGGUACACCCACACACCAGAAAGAGCAACUACAAGAAGAAUUCUUCUCAGCAAAGUGCUGUUCGUUAAGAAAGAAAGAUCUUUCAAAACACUUUGAAAGACAGACACGAAGAUACUACGCGCUAAAUGGCCUUAACAAUCCAAGCCUGAAGCACGUAUACCUCUCCUCCAUCGACGAUUAUCUUAGUCAGCAGACUAAGCUCUACAUUAGAGAUCAAGGUCAAACAAUAGAAGACAUUUCCAUCGGACAAAUACAGCAAUAUGUCUUCAGAACGUUGGAUAAACUCUGCAAACAAAAAGAAUUCUGGACAGAGUUUAUGGAUAGAUCAAAGCAACUAUCGACCCGGUUCGCGCCAUCCGGUCGAUGAUUUUAGAUCCAUCCGGUCAAGAAGACCCGGUUCGCGCCAUCGCAUUCAUAGACACCGGAGCCCACACAACGAUCAUUAAUCCCAAGAUUCUUUCUCCGUCGAUGUGGCUACCUCAUCAGCAAGAAUUUCGAGUCGCUAACUCAGGUUCAUUGACAAUAAAGCUCAAGUCAAAACCUAUCAGAAUCGAGCUCUUCCCCGGUUGUCAUAUUACUACAGAAGUCCUUGGCUCUACGGCACCUGGAAAAGAUCUAAUACUGGAAUGGGAUUCAUGUUAUGCCUUCAAGAAAAAAUUCGAUAUCUCUAUCGAACCGCACGGAUUGAAAUGGAGAAGUCUCUUCAAAGCAUUCACGUCAAUUCCGCGACUUUUCGCAAUUGAAGGAUUAAUUUCUCAAGAAUUUACAAAGAUCAAGGAGAAGUUGACGGAGAUUUCUUGUGCAGACUCUCAUACAGAAUUCCUACAGAAAUGUAAUAACCCGCUGUGGUUGAAUGCGGAGUUCUUUGUUUCUUUGCCAUUCAAAGAAAACAUACAAACAACUCCGACUAAGGCGAGUCAUGCAGGAAUGCCACCAACCCUACUGCAACAAGCGAAUGAAGAAUGCGACCAGCUAGUACAACAAGGAGUAGUCUCUGCAACCAACUCGCCAUGGGCAUGCAAAGCCUUUUACGUUAACAAUCGUGCAUAACAAGCAAGAGGAAAGCUAAGACUAGUCAUCGACUACAAACCACUGAAUCAGUAUCUACAAGACAUCAAAUUUCCGCUACCAAACAAAAUGGUGCUUCUUCAACAUCUUCAAGAGGCAACUAUUUUCUCAAAAUUUGAUCUUAAGUCGGGAUUCUGGCAACUUGGCGUUCAUCCUGAAGAAAGAUACAAAACUGCGUUUUGUCUUCCUAAUCGUCAUCUGCAGUGGAACGUCUUACCUUUCGGACUCAAGACCGCACCAUCAUUAUUCCAACAAGCGAUGCUUCGUAUAUUCAAGCCUCUACUUCAUACGGCCUUAAUUUAUAUUGAUGACAUACUGUUGUUCUCGUCUACCGAAACCAAGCACAUUCAGCUUCUUCAGCAAUUUCAAAGCAUUGUCAUUCAAUAUGGAAUCAUGCUUUCGGCCCGAAAAAUGGUCAUAGCCCAGCCCAAAAUCGACUUCCUUGGAAUGCAAAUCACAGAUGGCAACUUUACGCCUCAGGCCCAUCUGGCUACAACGCUCUUAGAUUUUCCCGACGAAAAUCUCACAAAACGACAAGUCCAACAAUUCCUCGGUGUAAUCAAUUAUGUUAGCGACUUUAUCCCGCAACUUUCGCAGCUGACAAGACCCCUACAGAAAAUGCUAACGAAGAAUCCACCACAAUGGACAAACCGACAAACUGAAGCUGUCAGAAGCCUAAAAAUAGAGGUGCAGAAGCUACCGCCUUUAAAGAUUCCCUCCACUGGAACACGCAUUUUACAGACUGACGCGAGUGACAAAUAUUAGGGAGCCAUUUUAUUCGAAGAAAUAAAUGGAAAACAUCAAAUCUGUGGAUAUAAAAGUGGACGCUUUAAAGAUUCUGAGAUGCAUUAUCACUCUACUUUCAAAGAAAUACUGGCCGUCAAAAAGGUCAUCGAGAAGUUCGAGUUCCAUCUGAUAGGACACCGAUUUCACAUCGAAAUGGACAUGUCAUCUUUUCCAAAGAUGUUACAAUUCAAGCAGAAGAUGGUCCCACAUCAGCAAUUAUUACGAUGGAGCGAAUGGUUCUCAAAAUACGAUUUCGAAUCCGUCUAUUUAAAGGGCUCAAAGAAUACUCUCGCAGAUAUGCUCAGCAGGAGUCCAGUAAAAGAAAUACAAAUAAUGGAGAGCUCUUCCACAAAAAGCUACUAUGACUUCGCCUCAAACAUACCCGACGACGCUCAUUCGCUUAUCAACAAAGAAACCCUACAGGAGCACCUCCGCAACAAGAUUUUUGCCUAUCAAUCCAUCAUCAUGUCAAGAUACGGAUCCCAUAAUCAUCUUAUUUCACCUAUGGGAAUUCACCCGGACUACCCGUUCGCUCAUCUCUACAGAAUCGAAAACGCUUACUUACCAGAAGAAGUUCUCUGUUUUCUCUGGUACCUCUGCUCGAUCUACACUAUUGGCAUAACCUUUGAUAUUCAAUGGUUAUAUCAAUAUAUCAACAUGCAACUCACCACCUCUCAAAGAGGUCACAGGGAAUGUCUUGCGACAUUUCUGACCUGGUUCGCGCCAUUAUCUGCCUGAAACGGUAAGUUAAGGAAAUCAGCAAAAACAACAGAUUUAUCAUUUAAGAAGUUAAAAAGUUAAAGCGAUCUCAACUCUUUCUUCAACCCUCACACGAUAUACUUCUUCCAUCGCACUGUUCAAGUCCAUCAAAACGGAGGGUCGAGUGUUGACUUAAACUAGCAAGAAACUUUUAAUAUAUUGCCGCUAAUCAUGGGGUGUUUUUUUGUAAAACAAAACAAAAAAUUAAGUGGUGUGUCUUUGACAAGAAAAUAAAAAGUAUGAUUCACCGUUCAGCAGAUGGAUAAUCACAGUUGUUUUCUAUUUGAAAAUUCGGAAAGUGUCAACCAACUACUAGGUUACGCGAGUUACUUGUCGGUGGUGCCAUUCACACAUGUAGAACUCUGGAAGAUAAGGAUGGUUUUUCGCAUAUUUUUUUUGUUGUACUAGACACUACCUGACGUUUUACAAAAGUAUUACAAUAAUUUUUUUAAUUAUAUGUUUAAAUGUAAUUAAUUUGGAUGGAUUUAAGAAAAAGAUUGGUUAGUUAUACAUGUUUAUUAUGUUUUGCUUGGACCAUCUACAAUCCAUACACAAAUCAAUAGUCAUAAUACAUUAGGUUAAAACUUGAUAUGUUGAUUGAAAUCUCAAUGAACUACAGUUUUGGUAUGGAUUUUAAUUUAAAAUGCAUAAAUUAAGAUGAUCGACUAUCUUUUGAUGAAUAUUUAAUGAGAACUUUUCAAUUAUGAUAUUCUUUGAACUAUGUAAUUAUUUCAUUAAUUCCACUAUACACUCUCUACUUUGUCAAUAUUUAUUAUAAUAAUUCCAAUUAGUGGAUACAAUCAUUCACUAUUCAUUUUUUCGAUUAAAGUUUUUCAUUUAUUUGAACAGAUUUCUUAUAUUGUUGGGGCUAUAAAGGUGUAACGGUAGUCUAAAGUUUUCAAUACAGAAAUAAUUAAGCAUGAUCCGAAUGCAUUAACUAUGAAAACGAAACCCUUCGAAUCAGUACUAACAAAUUAAUUAAAAACUCAAACAGAGGUCGCUGUAAUGACUUAUGUGCUGUCUUUUCUAGAGAUUUUUUCUUGGAGAUUUUUCUUGUUUAGUUUAUUUAUCUUUUUUGUUGUAUAUCUUAUUGGUGCCUUUGUUUGGUUCAGUUGUAUAAAUAUUUGGUCUACUUUGUCAGGGGCGGAGCUAGGUGACGAGUGGGAGGGGUAGUUGCUCCCCAUGAUUUUUUUUUGUUGCUAAUGUUGUAUAUAAUUUUUAGCAAUGUCCUUGAUGAAAAUUUGAAUUUGUAACUAUAUUACUAUGUUUUAAAGUUUUACUCCGGGUGAAAACUAUUCCUAAAUCCGCCACUGUACUUUGUUCUAUUAGCAUGCAUUGCGAGUUGGAACGUUUGGUUUCUAUUAGCAAAUUAAUGGCUACAUCGGUGCUUAUCCAAAAUACAUUUUUCUACUUAACAAGUUCAGGAUACAAAAAAAAAAAGAGAUUGCUGAUUCUGGUCAACUUAGUACUUUACUUGGGUCCAUUUUGUUGAUCUUCAGUUCCAGUCUAAACUUGAUCAUGAGUUCCAUAUAUCAUCUCUCAUGUCCCAAUAUCAUAUUGUCAGAGACCUUGAACCAAAACAAACGACCAAA
Brassica rapa (field mustard) is the source of this 7721-nucleotide messenger RNA. RefSeq lists its product as uncharacterized. The record is from RefSeq and is a predicted model, not a curated record. NCBI's taxonomy places the organism in Eukaryota, Viridiplantae, Streptophyta, Magnoliopsida, Brassicales, Brassicaceae.